Messenger RNA from Thelazia callipaeda (thelaziosis nematode), 174 nucleotides. NCBI's taxonomy places the organism in Eukaryota, Metazoa, Nematoda, Chromadorea, Rhabditida, Thelaziidae. The record is from the annotation of a GenBank genome assembly.
AUGCAAAUUGGAGAAAUUAUCACUUAUAUAUUGGGAGCCUUCUCUAUUGUUUUAAUCAUUGCCACAAUGUUUUAUUAUCGAUACUGCAAAAUAUGGAAAUUAUUAUUUACACUUGUAAAUUGCUCAUUUGACUUUUUUAAACAAAGUAUGCAAUUUAAAUUAUUUUCUAUUUAA